This is a messenger RNA of Vigna umbellata (rice bean), 2684 nucleotides long. The record is from RefSeq and is a predicted model, not a curated record. Lineage: Eukaryota; Viridiplantae; Streptophyta; Magnoliopsida; Fabales; Fabaceae.
AAAAUUUCUUCCUGGUGUUCCCUUUUGACAAAUGUUGUUCUGGUCUGAAGCUUGUAUUAACAAAGUUGGAUUUAAAUAUGUCUGGAAGUUGCUGUAGUUGGCCAUGCCCCAACAUUAAUCACAAAAUAGAUAAGUGGAGGAAUGGGAUAUUUACUCUAUUUUUAUUCCUGUGUAUGUACAGGUGAUAGAAAAACAGCUGACAAGCUUGUGAAGAGCCCUCCACUUUACAUGCGCUGGCCUCACAUGAAGGCUAAUCAGGUUCAAGGGCUAAGUUUAAGGGAGAUUGGAGGUGGUUUUACAAAACACCAUCGUGCUCCAUCUAUUCGUAGUGCAUGUUAUGCUAUUGCCAAACCAUCUACUAUGGUGCAAAAAAUGCAAAAUAUUAAAAAACUAAGGGGGCAUCGUGUGGCUGUCUAUUGUGCCAUAUUUGACGGAUCAGGGAGAUUUGUUAUUAGUGGUUCCGAUGACCGUCUUGUCAAGAUUUGGUCUAUGGAAACUGCAUUUUGCUUAGCUAGUUGCCGUGGACAUGAAGGUGAUAUUACUGACUUGGCUGUAAGCUCAAACAAUGCUUUGGUGGCAUCUGCUUCAAAUGAUUUUGUCAUUAGAGUUUGGCGAUUACCAGAUGGGAUGCCAAUAUCAGUUUUGCGGGGACAUACAGGAGCUGUUAAUACUAUUACUUUUAGUCCCAGUGUUGUAUACCAGCUGCUAUCGUCAUCCGACGAUGGAACUUGUAGAAUAUGGGAUGCAAGGAACUCACACAAUCCCCGAAUAUAUGUGCCUCGGCCUCCAGAUGCUAUAAAUGGGAAGAGCAAUGCUCCACCAGCUAGUUUGCCAUCCUCAAGCAAUGGUCAACAAAGCUAUCAAGUACUUUGUUGUGCAUAUAAUGCUAAUGGAACUGUUUUUGUUACUGGUAGCUCUGAUACUUUUGCCAGGGUGUGGAGUGCGAUGAAGCCCAGCACUGAUGACUCAGAACAACCAAUACAUGAGAUGGAUUUAUUAUCUGGUCACGAAAAUGAUGUUAAUUAUGUACAGUUUAGUGGUUGCUCUGUGGCUUCAAAAAUUUUAACAUCUGACCCCUGGAAAGAAGAAAAUACACUGAAGUUUCGAAAUUUCUGGUAUUGUCAUGAUAACAUAGUUACCUGCUCUCGUGAUGGAAGUGCAAUUAUAUGGGUUCCCAGAUCACGGAAAUCUCAUGGAAAAGUAGGACGUUGGACUCGUGCAUAUCAUCUAAAAGUGCCACCACCACCGCUGCCUCCCCAACCUCCACGAGGUGGUCCAAGGCAGAGAUUGCUACCUACUCCUCGUGGUGUUAAUAUGAUUAUAUGGAGUCUGGACAAUCGCUUUGUGCUUGCAGCUAUUAUGGAUUGCAGAAUCUGUGUUUGGAAUGCAGUUGAUGGAAGCUUAGUGCACUCUUUGACUGGUCAUACUGAAUCAUCUUAUGUUUUGGAUGUUCACCCUUUCAACCCUCGAAUAGCUAUGAGUGCUGGAUAUGAUGGACGAACCAUUGUUUGGGAUAUAUGGGAGGGCAUACCAAUUCGAACGUAUGAAAUUGGACGCUUUAAGUUGGUUGAUGGGAAGUUUUCUCCGUAAGUAUCUAGAAUACUUGUCUUGAGUGGUCUUUUUUUUUUUUCAUUUAAUAAUUCCAUUCUUGUAUCUAUUUUUUUUCUCUUAAUAGAUUUUGGUUUGUUCCUCACUUUGGUGAUACGCAGUGAAUGUCUUCCACACCCAUCUGUCUUUCACUUUUCAUAAUCUGUUUGGUACAGAAACUCAUUAGGGUGAUCCAAACUUUACAGCUAUGUAUUCGCUGUCAAGUGAUAAUAGAGCUGAGAGUUAAAGAAAAUGUUAUAAAUGCUGAAAAGUGAACUGAGUUAAGGUAUCAAGAUAAUAGAAAUUUUUAUAAAUGCUGAAAAAUGAACUGAGUUAAGGUUUCACUAUUUAUAUCCUUACAAAGAACCUGAAAGUAAAACCACACUAAGUACACCACACAACUAAUUUUUUCCUUUCAUUUUUCAAUCUAAUUAAACAACUAAAAAGAAAUAAUUCUUCUCGUCUUAAUUCCAUUUAACGAAACAGCUUUAAAAUUCCACUUCAAUUCAUCCCAAUUUCUACCAUUUCCUAUUUCUUUUAUAUUUUGAUGACUAUCCAAACAGGGUGCAAGAGAGUACAGCAGGAAGACUGAAUCAGCAAAUAAUUGUUGUAGUGACAAUUAUAUCAUUCCCAUAGACAAAGAUGAGGACCAAUGCAGGACUGUGAAUAGACAAACAAAGAGAAUGGCAAAUUUGUAGCCUUAAAUUAAAACUGUAACAGUGGAUUCCAGUAUGUCAAACUAGGCUAUAGGAGUCCAUUUGAGACCAUAAAUUGCCUUCUUUAAUUUGAAUACCAAGGACUAAUCAUUACAAAGCCAGAGGGGUGAGACAUAUAUAUCUCAUCUUGAAGCAUAACAUUUAGGGAUCUAUAUUGACAUCUAGCCGUUGUAGGGCCACUUGAAAAGGAUUAAUCUGAAUAAGAGGAGAUUAUAUGUAAUUGAUUAAUUUGAAACAAUACAUCACCCUCUAUAUAUAGAUGAUUGUAACCCUAUAGUAUUGGUUACAAAGAAAUCUUUAGAAUCUUCUAACAACUUCUAACAAUAAACCUAAUAUCCUACUAACAAAACUCCCCCUGAAACUGGUAAUGGAUAUCUAUAC